Molecule: messenger RNA, 690 nt
Organism: Rosa chinensis
Lineage: Eukaryota; Viridiplantae; Streptophyta; Magnoliopsida; Rosales; Rosaceae
Product: putative F-box protein At3g52320
Exons: 2
Coding region: 1-690 (229 amino acids)
Molecular function (GO): protein binding
Source: RefSeq, a predicted model, not a curated record
AUGGUGAAGUGUUGCAAAAUGCCAAAGGAGAUGAUGGUGCAUAUCCUAUCAAUAUUGCCUCCCAAAUCGCUGGUCCGAUUCAAGUGCGUCCAUAAAUCAUGGUCUGCUCUGAUCAACAAUUCUUCGUUUGUAGGCAAGCACCUCCAGUUGUACAACCAACUUUCCUCCUCCACUAGCAUCUUGCUCAAGCGUUCUGUCAAAAGUAGAACCGGAACUAACAAUGAGGAAAUUCUACUUUCACUCCUUAAUCUUCGCAAGGAUAACGGUGACGAUGAUGACCUUAAUCCUAUUGUGGAGGACUUUCAUUUGACGCCUUAUAUAGGAAUACUUGGUAAAGGACCAUUUAUUGAGGUAGAACCUGGUAUACACUCCAACUCUCCAAGUACUGAUUCUUGGAGAAACAUCACCAUUGAUUAUUUAGAAACAGAAACUACCAACUUUUGGCCUGAUGUUUUCCAUGAGUACUUCAAGGGAAUUUGUUAUUGGUUAGGACAUGAGCAAAAUAAGGAAUUCACCGACCUAAUUGAACAGGAAAUCAUUAGGCAAGUGAUCGUUUCGUUUGAUAUGAGUAGUGAGAGGUUUCAUAUUAUAUUGCUGCCAGAUAGAUUCUAUAUACCAUCAGUGCUUAUUAAGCGUGAUUUGCACAUUGCAGUUUGGAAGGAAUCCAUUGUGUUGGAUAUGUAUCAAUGA